Rotaria socialis is the source of this 804-nucleotide messenger RNA. NCBI's taxonomy places the organism in Eukaryota, Metazoa, Rotifera, Eurotatoria, Philodinida, Philodinidae. The record is from the annotation of a GenBank genome assembly.
AUGGAUAUUCAAAAUAACGGGGACACUGAUCUUUUAGCAAGGUCAUUCAAUAAUUCAAGAUCAAUAAAUAUGGCCGAUCAAGAUACACGUUAUCGUCUUGUUCUACUUGGCGCUAGUCGUACAGGAAAAUCAUCUUUAAUUCAUAUGUUUUUAAAUGGAAAAUUUUUGGAUACAUAUAAAGAAACUGUUGAAGAUUUACACUAUCGAGAAUUUACUGUCGAUGAUAAAACGAUUAAAGUUGAUAUAUUGGAUACAGCUGGUAAUAUGGAAUUUCCUGCCAUGCGUCGUCUGUCAAUUGCAACAUCACAUGCAUUUAUACUUGUCUAUAGUGUAGAUAGUAUGUCAUCAUUUGAAGAAAUUCGUCGAAUCAUUGAACAAAUAAAAGAACAAAGAUCAAAUUAUGCUGAAAUUCCAAUUGUUGUCGUCGGAAAUAAAACAGAUCGUACAUCUGUUCGUGAAGUUGAAGAACAACAAGUACACACAAUGGUGAAUGAACUUGGCCCAUUGCAUUGUCGUAUAGCUGAAUGUACAGCACUUGAUCGUGCAUCAGUCAUUGAUGUAUUUCUUAAACUACUUAGUCUUGUACAACUUUCAGCAGCAAGACAAUUAAGUCCUAUACUGAGACGUAAAGUCAGUGAAAGACUUAAAAAAAAAGAAUUCGAAGAAAAGAAUGACAAAAGUAUUAAUCGUAGUCGAAGUCUCAUACGACGAACAUCUAUGAAAAAAAAAGCAGCAACAUCAUCAGCAUCAUCUGGUAGUGGUGAUAAAAAUUGUCAAGAAACACCCGAUUGUUUAGUGUCUUAA